Aphanomyces astaci is the source of this 703-nucleotide messenger RNA. RefSeq lists its product as hypothetical. Lineage: Eukaryota; Oomycota; Saprolegniomycetes; Saprolegniales; Verrucalvaceae. Bases 9 to 641 code for a protein of 210 amino acids. The transcript has a single exon. The record is from RefSeq and is a predicted model, not a curated record.
UCGCAGCCAUGACCACACUGUCCUCCAGCAAUCAAGCCACGCCUCCGCUGUCCACAUGCUCAUCGUCGGAAUCGACUACGGCGGAAGACAACCUUGUACGCACGGGCAUUCUCUACAAGAAGGGCCGUAAGACAGGGUUCUUCAGCCGACAGAAUUGGAAGCCGCGGUUCUUCAUGCUCACGUGGGAAAAGCUGUCGUACUAUGAAUUUGAAGGUGGCGAGCUCAAGGGCGAAGUCGACUUGCGCAGUUGCACCAACAAGGACAUCCAAGUCAUGCCAGAUGACUGCAAGAAAACUGGCCAAUCUGCCUCAUCCAUUUGGCGCAUUGCCAUCUCAACCCCUGCCCGUCGACUGUUCAUUGCCGCCACAUCUGAAUUCGAAAUGAUCGAGUGGCUGGAAGACCUCCGCGACGUCACAUCCCGUCAUGAACGGAUGGGGGGGGGAGCCAGCGAUAUGGUGCGGCCUAGCGUGGUGCGGCCUAGCGUAGUGCGUCCGUCGUUGAUGGACUCUGUGGACCUCUUGGCCCUGUCGAACCCUCGUCGGUUCGCCGCCAUGCCUGGCAAAGUUCACCUUCGACGAAAAGUUCUCGCCCACCAACAUAACGAGCGCUUUAGCCACGACGGAUUUGGCGUAGUGGCCUAGCGCAUUCUCUUUGGCAUAGUUAUUGUGUAAAGACAUUAUUUAUGACAAAAUUCGAUCGCUUG